Molecule: messenger RNA, 2208 nt
Organism: Oenanthe melanoleuca
Lineage: Eukaryota; Metazoa; Chordata; Aves; Passeriformes; Muscicapidae
Gene: S100A16
Product: S100 calcium binding protein A16
Exons: 3
Coding region: 170-490 (106 amino acids)
Cellular component (GO): perinuclear region of cytoplasm; nucleus
Molecular function (GO): calcium ion binding
Source: RefSeq, a predicted model, not a curated record
CAGCCUUAGGAAGGAGAUUUCCUGCCUGGGGACAGCAGGGACAGGAGGAGGCGACAACCCAGAGCAGGCAGGGCAGGACACCGAGCCGGGCUCGGGGAGGCUCAGACCGGGCAGGCCGGGACCUGUUGCCUGUUCUCCUGUGAAGCAACAGGAGGGCUGGCAGGCCACCAUGGGCGAGUGCACAGACCUGGAAUGGGCCGUGCAGGUGCUGGUGAACAACUUCGACAAGUACUCGAGCCGCUGCUGCUGCUGCAAGAACCCGCGGCGCAUCAGCAAGAAGGAUUUCCGCAGGAUGCUGAGCCGCGAGCUCAACCACAUGCUGACCGACACGGGGAACCGCCGAGCCGCCGACAAACUCAUCUGCGACCUGGAUGAGAACAAGGACGGGCGCAUCAGCUUCGAGGAGUACUGGACCUUGAUAGGCGGCAUCGCCAGCCCCAUCGCGCAGAUCAUCCGCCAGCAGGAGCAGAGCGUCAAAUUCACCAAGUAGAGCCCGCGGGAACCUCCCCCGAGCCGCCCCCGCUCCUCCCCGGCACCCCCCGGCGGGAUUUGGGGUGGGGACAUCGAGGGGAUGCGCCUCGUCUGGUUUUUUUUCUCCUCCCCACCCCCCCAAAAAAAAAAAUAAAAAAAUUUGGGGUGGGGUUUUCUAAAAUAAAGGGAGGGGGGAAUUCUGUUCAGAAUUCUGUCUGUCCUCAAAAAUCCCACCAGCAGCAGUGCAUCUCCCCCUGAGGCUCCUCCCCAAAAAAAUUGGGGUGGGGUCUCCUAAAAUAAAGGGAGGGGUUUCUCCUCUUGUGGGGGAUUCUGUUCAGAAUUCUGUCUGUCCCCAAAAAUCCCACGACCACCAGCACUGCUUGUCCCCUUAGGGCUCUCCCCAAAAAAAUUUGGGGUGGGGUCUCCUAAAAUAAAGGGAGAGGGGAAUUCUGUUCAGAAUUCUGUCUGUCUGUCCCCAAAAAUCCCACCACCAGCAGCAGUCCCUGUCCCCUUGAGGCUCCUCCCAAAAAAAUUUGGGGUGGGGUCUCCUAAAAUAAAGGGAGAGGGGAAUUCUGUUCAGAAUUCUGCCUGUCUGUCCCCAAAAAAAUCUCACCAGCAGUGCCUGUCCCCUUAGGGCUCUCCCCAAAAAAAUUUGGGGUGGGGUCUUAUAAAAUAAAGGGAGGGGUUUCUCCUCUUGUGGGGGAUUCUGUUCAGAAUUCUGUCUGUCCCCAAAAAUCUCACCAGCACUGCCUCCCCCCCAAAAUUUGGGGGUGGGGUCUCCUAAAAUAAAGGGAGAGGGGAAUUCUGUCCAGAAUUCUGUCUGUCUGUCCCCAAAAAUCCCACCCCCACCAGCAGUCCCUCUCCCCUUGAGGCUCCUCCCAAAAAAAUUUGGGGUGGGGUCUCCUAAAAUAAAGGGAGAGGGGGAUUCUGUUCAGAAUUCUGUCUGUCUGUCCCAAAAAUCUCACCAGCAGUGCCUGUCCCCUUAGGGCUCUCCCCAAAAAAAUUUGGGGUGGGGUCUCCUAAAAUAAAGGGAGAGGGGGAUUCUGUUCAGAAUUCUGUCUGUCUGUCCUCAAAAAUCCCACGACCACCAGCACUGCCUGUCCCCUUAGGGCUCUCCCCAAAAAAAUUUGGGGUGGGGUCUCCUAAAAUAAAGGGAGAGGGGAAUUCUGUUCAGAAUUCUGUCUGUCCCCAAAAAUCCCACCAGCAGCAGCAGCAGUCCCUGACCCCUUGAAGCUCCUCCCAAAAAAAUUUGGGGUGGGGUCUCCUAAAAUAAAGGGAGAGGGGAAUUCUGUUCAGAAUUCUGUCUGUCUGUCCCAAAAAAAUCUCACCAGCAGUGCCUGUCCCCUUGAGGCUCCUCCCAAAAAAAUUUGGGGUGGGGUCUCCUAAAAUAAAGGGAGGGGUUUCACCUCUUGUGGGGGAUUCUGUUCAGAAUUCUGUCUGUCCCCAAAAAUCUCACCAGCACUGCCUCCCCCCCAAAAUUUGGGGGUGGGGUCUCCUAAAAUAAAGGGAGAGGGGAAUUCUGUCCAGAAUUCUGUCUGUCUGUCCCCAAAAAUCCCACCCCCACCAGCAGUCCCUCUCCUCUUGAGGCUCCUCCCAAAAAAAAUUUGGGGUGGGGUCUCCUCGCUUUCCCGGGGGGGCUCGGCCGGGUGACACCACCGCGGUUAUUUAUUGAUUUAUUGAUUUAUUGAUUUAUCGAUUUAUUGAUUUAUUGACUUAAUAAAACUCGGAGGAGCGGCG